CGUCAGCACAGCGCCGUGUAUGGUAAGAAUUUAUGAUGCAGUCCAGCCUCGAUCAACCCGUUUGUUAUAAAUUGUCGGUGUAUUUAAGUUUUAUUUUGAAUAUAUCGUCGCUGUAUUUUUUAUUUAUUCUUCACGCCUGCGUCUAAUCUCAUUUAAACGACCUGCUUUCAUGAAUAUAUACGUCGAUGUUUAUCAUUCAGUUCUAGAGCACAGAUAGGACAAUAGCAUAUACGUCUGUGUUUAUACACUUUUAAGCGGCAUCAAUUUCGUUAUAUUUAUGUAUGUUCGAAUUUUUGUACCUCGUAGACUGAAGAAAUAAAACCGAAGCCAAUGUUAUGUCAAAUAACAAUAGCCGCUCUUUAACAUUCAUGAGCUCAUUAUACAGGGGCAGUGCCUAUUCUGUUUUCUUACAUAUUCAUGUGGAGCUGUAUUAGAGUUAGCGCACACUAUCCGGACAACCAUCCGUGUAUUCAUCCACAUAAACUCCAGUUUAAGACGCACAACGACCUACUGCGUCAUGUUGAGAAAGAAUGGUGCCGGGACGUCCCAACUUAAACCAGACGAUCCCAUGAUAAAAAUGGGGGUCCAGGACGAUGAUGAUGUGAAGAGGAUGCUCCAGGGGUCGUCUAUGACGAAAGUGCGUUCUCCACGCUGGAAGAGGAAGCGCAUGCUAAAGCUGAUGAAUGAUGGAGUCACUGUCUGGUGUGAGUCCAACAAGGCCACCAACAAAGCCAAAAGUCAGCAGUCCUUCUCUGUGAUGGAAGUGGAGUGUGUGCAGGAGGGAUGCAAGUCUGAGACUUUGAGACACCUGGCAACCUCACUGCCAGAAGAGCAGUGUCUUACCAUUGUGUUUAAGGGAGGAAGGAAGAGCUUGGAUCUCCAGUGUGACACAAAAGAAGAAGCCCAGCACUGGGUCCGUGGCAUUCAAACCCUGCAGGAUAGAGUCAACAACAUGACUCAGAAAGAGAAACUUGACAACUGGAUCUAUGGCUACCUGAAACAAGCUGAUAUGAACCAUGAUGGCAAGAUGUCAUACGAGGAGGUCCAGACCCUUUUCAAGAUGAUCAACAUAGACCUGAGUGAAGAAAAUGCAGCCAGUCUGUUCAAGAAGUGUGAUAAGUCAGCAGAUGGGCGGCUUGAACAUGAGGAGAUUGAGCUGUUUUGCCGUGAGUUACUACGUCGUCCUGAGCUAGAUGGAGUGUUUCAGCAGUACUCCGCUAAUGGUUAUGUCAUGUCCACCAUGGAUUUGCGUGAAUUUCUCAAAGACCAGGGUGAAGACCACACACUUGUACAUGCUCAGAGCCUCAUCCUUACCUAUGAGCUCAAUGAAUGGGCCCAGAAGAACCAGUUUAUGACACCCAAUGGUUUUGCCAUGUACAUGCUAUCUAAGGAGAAUGAUGUGUAUAACCCAGAGCAUAGCAGAGUCUACCAGGACAUGAGCCACCCACUCAGUCAUUACUUUAUCUCCUCCUCACACAAUACCUACCUCACUAAAGACCAGCUCAUCAGCGAGAGCAGCGUUGACCCUUAUAUCAGAGCUCUGAGCCAAGGCUGUCGCUGUGUGGAACUGGACUGCUGGGAUGGGGAAAAGGAGCCAGUUAUAUACCAUGGGCACACCCUCACAUCCAAAGUGCCAUUUAGCGAGGUUUUGAAGGUCAUCGCUGAAUAUGCAUUCAGGACCUCUCCAUAUCCUCUUAUUCUGUCUCUGGAGAAUCACUGCGGUGUCGAGCAACAGACUAUCAUGGCCCGGCAGCUGCACUCAAUUCUGGGGGACAAACUGAUCACUAAACCUCUUAAUGACAAGCCGCUUCUGUGCCUACCAUCACCAGAGGACCUGAAAGGAAAGAUCUUGAUAAAAGCAAAGAAAAUCAAAGAGAAUGAGGACAGCUCCAGCUCUGACUCAAGCUCCUCAGAGGAUGAAUUUAAAGCUGAAAGCAAACCUAACACAUUGAAGAGGGACUGCAAGUUGAGUACAGAGCUGUCUGAUCUUGUGGUGUAUACUCACAGUGUUGCUUUCAAACAAUUUAAUCAAUGUGCCAAGAAGCAUCCCAAUGAAAUAUCAUCGUUCUCAGAGAGUGAUGCAUUAAAGCUAAUCAAAGAAACAGGGAAGCUGUUUGUACGUCACAACAGUAUGCAACUGAGCAGGAUCUACCCAUCUGGUCAGCGUGUGCAAUCUUCCAACUACAACCCUCAAGACAUGUGGAAUGCCGGUUGUCAGAUGGUGGCAUUGAACUUCCAAACCCAAUGUGAAGAAAUGGAUCUAAACAGAGGCCGUUUUUUACCAAAUGGCUGCUGUGGCUACUUGCUAAAACCAAGCUUCAUGUGCCAGCCUGAUUCAAAUUUUAACCCGGAAAACACUGGGGGAGGCCCUGGCCACAAUCCAACACUGCUUACUAUCAAGGUGAUUUCAGCCCAGCAGCUGCCUAAACCUGACAAAGAGAAGCUCAGCUCAAUUGUAGACCCUCUUGUAUGCGUGCAGACUUAUGGGGCUCCUAUAGACAACAACACAAAGAAGACGCACCGCAUUGACAAUAAUGGCUUUAACCCCACAUGGGGUUGCACCUUUAAGUUCCAGCUGCAUGUGCCAGAGCUGGUAUUAGUACGCUUUAAAGUUGAAGACCAUGACUACGCCACCAAGAAUGAUUUUCUGGGUCAGUUUACGCUUCCUCUCACAAGCAUGCGGACAGGUUACAGACAUGUUCAUCUGCUAAAGGCAGAUGGCUCUAGCAUGUCACCCUCCAGUCUCUUCAUCCACAUUAAAAUCACACCUGGCUACAGCAGUCCUGCUAGAAAAAUUGGUUCUUGUGGUGCCAGGGAAUAAUGCAAUGAGUUAAAGCACGCAGGAUGCUCUUAUUUGGGAAAUUACAUUUUUAUAUCAAAUUUGAGACCCAGACGAGUGUGAGGCAUUAUCAUUUAUUUAAAAAUGCUGCAGAAGCCAUUUCACACAAUGGAAUAUAAUGUGUUUUUCUUGUUUUCCAGUAAACAUAAGUAAAUAUUCUCAGUUUUUAUUUUACAGGGAAACAAAAUAACUAGACUGAAUACAGUGUAAUAUACUGUAACAUGGACACAGAGGCAGCAUUGGGAUCCAUAUGCGAAAGUUUAUUAAAUACAGAUCUCACAUAAAGAGUCAACAGGCAGUGUGUCAAAACCAAAAUAGCAGUUUGACAUAAAGAGGGCAAAUCCAAAAGGGCAGAGUAGGUAAACAAGCAAUAGGUCCAAACCACAAUUGCAAUCCAAACAGGCAAACAUAGCAAUAGGGGAAAUCCAGGAAAUCAGUAAUCAGAGAAACAGGCAGAGUCAUAAAUAGAGUAGCAGGCAGAAUGAGAAGGGAGAACGCUCAGUAAGGCAGGAUAAACUGCCAAUACUUCGCAUUUGAACACAUGGAGGGCUUCUGGUUAUAAAUCCCUCCAAACAGGAAGUGGAUGCAGAGGAAGCAGAGCAGUUGAGCACAGCGAGGGCUCCCUCUGCUGGUUGGAUGUUACACAUAGCAAGGUAUGACUUGAAUUAAGUUAAGGCUUACCAUUUAAUUGUGACAAUUUCUGUAUAUAUUUUUACUGGAAAACAAGAUAAUAUGUUUAAGAAAAGUAUUAUUAUUAUUAUUAUUAUUAUAUACAUAGAUGUUCAAAUCUAAGCAUAUUCAAAAGGUACAAUGUCAAUGUUGUUAUGUGAUGUCUUAAAAUGGCAAUGCUAUACAUUUAAUAUGUACCAGCUCAUGUUAUGUAAAAUUGUUACAUUUUCCUAACAAAACAUUUUUACUAUGCAGUUAAUAGUGGAAAAUGAAGCAUAUUUGUUGACAAUCACCAGCCAAUGUAGUCCUUAUGUACUUUGUACAAUAAGAGUUCUCUAAAUCUGCUGCACAAGAUGUCAACAUAAGACAAUUUAAGAAAGCAAAAAGUGAUUUUAUUUGUUUUGUUGCCAAGUUAACUCUAAAACAUUUUGAACUCUUAUGUUAAAGUAUUUAAAACACAACUUGUGUAGCAGUUACUUAGUUCCUCAAAUAUUUAUCAUGUAUUUAUAGAAUAGUAAUUGUAAUAAAAUAGUAGUAUUAAUAGAAUAGAAUCUUUAGAGUAUUUCUCUCAAAGUACAGUUUUGGCUUUAGUAGUUUUAGUCUAAUUAUAAAUGCUUGAAAACACUAUGUUCUGUUUGUGUUGAUAUGUUACCUGAUUGGUAAAUAUGAUAUUAAUACUAAUGAACAGAAUUAAUGCCAAGUACUCCAUCAUGUAGCUGUAAGGUCCACGAAUUUGCCCAAGGAAGGUGUCCAAUGGUGGAAGAAAGUUUCCUGCAUUUUUUGUCUCUUCAGCACGUAAUGUUAUUCAAUUUUAGGCUAAACUCAAAUCUGACUCCAUGUUAAAAAUUAAUCUGACUCCAUUUUGUCUGUUUCUAAAUAGUGUUUUGAUAUUUGGUUAUUCUAGUUAACUAGUUUUUUUUUAUCCACUUGUUCAUUCGGGUGCACAUGUAGCUAGCAAGGAUACAUUGUAAUUUACUCAAUUACAGAGUGAAACAGUAUAAGACCAAAUGUAACCAUUUCUUAUCAGUCAGGUAAAUAUGUAUUAUGCCAAUUCAAACACAUCAUAUUAAUACAAAGUUCAAGAAUCAAGUUCUCGGAGACUAAUCUAAAAGUAAAAUGUGCAUACCUGACCUUAAGAAAUAUAUAGUAUGAAGUGUAGGGAAACACUCCAUACUAAGGGCUUUCUGGUUACAGAAUCUCGCUGACCCUUGCUACUUUCCUUUAAAUACCAAAUCAACAUGAGACAUCCCCCCCAAAUGAAGGAAAGUACCAAAGAAUUGGAAUUUGCAUUAACCCAAGUGUCAGACUUGGGUAGUUUACGCCUCAGUGGGAACAGAAGGUAAUUUACAUGGAAUGACUCUUGGAGAGGGCACACCCAUUGCAAUAAAUAAAAUAGCUAUAAAAUCUUCAAAUCUUUGUUAACGUUAAGUUUACUUCUCUAGAAAUAAGACCAUUGUACCAGUCGCACUGAGACAUUUCAAAUGAUACUAGACAUGACUGUUAGUCCACUCACAUUGGCCUUUUUUAUGUAGCAAGCUGAGUAGAAGGAAAGAUUGGGCGGAGGGGUUUUAGAAAGAACCGAAUGGGAAGGUAGUUUCCUACUCCUCCACUCUGUGGGGUGUCUUGAAGAUGUCUUUAUGUUUGCAUUGUCUGUUUCACAGGAAAUAAAAGUAUCUGAAGUUCUUUUAUA
Messenger RNA from Puntigrus tetrazona (Sumatra barb), 5198 nucleotides. RefSeq names its product phospholipase C, delta 3b (gene plcd3b). Gene Ontology annotation, biological process: lipid metabolic process; intracellular signal transduction. The coding region runs from base 518 to 2821 and encodes 767 amino acids. The record is from RefSeq and is a predicted model, not a curated record. Gene Ontology annotation, molecular function: phosphatidylinositol-4,5-bisphosphate phospholipase C activity; calcium ion binding. The transcript is spliced from 15 exons. Lineage: Eukaryota; Metazoa; Chordata; Actinopteri; Cypriniformes; Cyprinidae.